UGUGUAGAAGAUUCUGUUUCCGGUGCCGCUGUCAGUAGUUAUGAGGUCGUCGCUGAUGCUCCGAGCUGUUCGCUACCUGUGGGCACGUGGAGCCCUCCUUAGGCCCCCCAGCCGGCCCGUGAGCUCUGGCAGCCCUCAGCUGGAGGAGCUCUUCGCCAGCGGCGGGGCCAUGAGGAGUUUCCUGGAACGCCUGGCGGGACCCGGGGUUCAGGGGCCGGAGUUGGCCAUGGCGGCCCAGAGGCUGAGGGAGAAGGAGCAGGAACUGCGGGAGACGGAGCGGCUGCUGGAGGAUGAGAAUGAAGACCUAAGGAAACUUGCAGAAAAGGAAAUACUUUCUUGUCAGAAAGAAUUAACUAAAUUGAAGCAAAAGAUAAUCUUACUCUUGAUUCCCUCAGAAGAAACAGAUGAAAAUGACCUAAUCUUGGAAUUAACUUCUGGAGUUGGGGGUCAGGAAGCCAUGUUGUUUACUGCAGAGAUGUUUGAUAUGUACCAGCGAUAUGCUACAUAUAAAAAAUGGCAUUUUGAAAUACUGGAAUAUUUUCCCAGUGAAAUAGGUGGCCUAAGACAUGCAUCUGCCAGCAUUGGGGGACCAGAAGCUUAUAGGCACAUGAAGUUUGAAGGGGGUGUACAUCGAGUACAACGAGUGCCAAAGACUGAAAAGCAAGGCCGGAUGCACACCAGCACAAUGACUGUAGCAGUAUUGCCCCAGCCUACUGAAAUUAACCUGGUAAUCAAUCGUAAAGAUUUACGAAUUGAAACUAAGCGAGCUAGUGGAGCUGGGGGUCAGCAUGUAAACACUACUGACAGUGCUGUCCGAAUAGUUCAUCUCCCAACAGGUCAUACAAAAUGUUUUGAUAAACAGAGAUAAAUGACAACGCAAUGAUUAUUAAUAUCAGAUUAGACCUAGAAUGGGAAGACAAAUGAUUACCAAAGGUGUCUGUCACUUUAUGGAGAAGGUACAGCACAAGUCCCAACUGAAGAGAAAUUCCUCAUAAAGGGUGAGUUCCUUCAGAUGCUUAUUUUAAGAUUGUACUGAUUGCGGUCUUGUGUUGUUUGUGCCAAACCAAAGAACUUUGCAGAGUCUUUAAAAUACUAUUAAAAAUCAUUCAAGAAUUCAGCCUAUUUACACAAAAAUAGCAAGGUUAUCUCAUGUCCAAAUUGUAAUAUGCAGUUGGCGGGGCAUGUCUCUAAUAUUAUACUUAUCUAGGGAAAAUAGUGCAAAUGGGCAGUGAGUUGGGCCCAGAAUUAAGAAAGAACAAAGUGGGCUAGAUUGAAUUUGGGAAAACGAACAGCACUUUGCUAUUCUUUGAACAGGCUCCUCAUCAAAUAACUCCAGGCAUUUUUUCUGGCUGUCUCCCAUCCCUGGAACUCUAUCCCUCAUCUCCACCUCCUAACUUCCCUGGCUUACAUCUUUAUCGAGAAGCCUUUCUCAGUUCUCCUUCCUUCCCUAGGGAUCAUAUCCAGUUUACCCUCUGGAGUCCCUUUUUCACAUAGCUGUUUGCAGGAAGUCUUCAGGAUUAAACUGACCCACUAGAAAGCAGGAACUGCUUUUUCCUUUCUUUGUAUCCCCAGGGGUUAACACUUUGCCUAACAAAUUGUAUGUGCUUAAUGAAGCUUGUUCACUGACUGACCUUACUACGAAGACUUUUUGGGGAGGAAAUCAAUGUGAAUGGAUAGCAAUCUAUACCUCUGGAAGGAAAUUAUCCAUUUUGAUGAGAUCAUGUAUCCAUGGAAGUAGACCUAGUACCCCUUACUUUUGAGAUUCAUUGUUAAUACUGAACAACGCAACAAAGUUUUGAAAGAUGGACCUCCAAAAGAAGAUUGGGGGAAAAUACAUAUCUUGUGUUAAAUGAUUUAUGCUUAUUGUUUGAUAAAUAUCUAAAACGGGAACAUUUAUUCUGUGAUUGGAACUUAAAAGGUGCUUUGUGAGCCUUUGAAAAACUCAUGGUUUUGUAGUUUCAUUUUUUACUAGGGCCCUCUUUUUUUUCUUAUG
This is a messenger RNA of Phascolarctos cinereus (koala), 1993 nucleotides long. Lineage: Eukaryota; Metazoa; Chordata; Mammalia; Diprotodontia; Phascolarctidae. The record is from RefSeq and is a predicted model, not a curated record.